CGGACUUAUAGUAUCAGAUUAAGAUUGACUAAUGAGUAGAGCUGUUUGGAGUAGAUCUAAUCGCGUCGCUCCCACACAGGAUGACAUAUAAAGGCUGCCCUCCCACUCAUCUAGAUCCCCAUCUAGCAGCUGACCAUCAACGCUCAACACUCGUUCUCAUUCUGCCCCCUAUAACACAACAACCAUCCUCAUAUUUAACUUGCAAAGAACCACCAACUGUUCUCACCACUACGAUGUCGGCGCCAACCCCAAGUCUCAAGCGAUGUCCGAGAAGCCACUGCAAAUCCCGGCUCGAUUCGGACGCUACUGUUCGCAGCCACAUCAUCGAUGCCCACGGAAAAGACCCAGAGCGUAUGGUGUGCGGGGGCUACACCAUCAAAAGCUACUACUAUAGACAAAAACACGCAAAAGAAUGCCGCCAGUGCAGGUCCGGUGCCCCAGCGGCCGAGACCGUCGUCCCUUCCAUCGAAAGCGACGCCGACUCCGACGACGCCAGCAUCACCGGGGCCGACCCGCGAGACGGCGAGGCUGAGCAGGCCUUUCGAAACCGCAAAGUGGUUUUCAACGGCCCCAACUACGGCGUCAUCUACGUGACGGUCGAAGUGUGCUCUCGGUCGCCUAGCUGCACCAGCGACCCGAACUAGCAUCUCCUCCGAGACGGCCCCCCCAAAGGGCGAAAUCACGAGCGGCGUAUUCAUACAAGACAAUGCGGCUGCGAUAGGGAAUAGGUUAUCUUUGAGCGAGCGUGAGAAGGUUUAGCGUA
This is a messenger RNA of Colletotrichum navitas, 763 nucleotides long. RefSeq lists its product as uncharacterized. The transcript has a single exon. Bases 81 to 644 code for a protein of 187 amino acids. The record is from RefSeq and is a predicted model, not a curated record. Lineage: Eukaryota; Fungi; Ascomycota; Sordariomycetes; Glomerellales; Glomerellaceae.